AUGUCCAUCCAGCUCGACUGCGGCGCACACGGCGCCGCAUGGCUCGCUGCGCCGGCCGUUGCAUCGGCGGCACCUUCACGGCGGCGGCGGCGCUCAGCCAGCUCGGACAGCUCGUCCUCCUCGUCUUCCUCUUCCUCUGACUCCUCGUCGUCGUCCUCGUCCUCGUCUUCAGAGCCGGACUCUGCCGUCGCAGCUGGGCCAUCCACCGUCUGGCGCUUCGCCUCCUCUUCCGGCACGCCCGCCGCUCGCGUCUGCGCUCCCCUGCGUCUCUUCCCCGCCACGCGUCACUCUCUACAAUGCACACCACCAGCGCCUCGGCCCAGGCCGCCGCCCAGUGGCCUGGCGCGCGAGCUGGCGCCGCUGCUCUUUGCCGACGAGGCGGAGCUGGGCACACUGGGCACGGCCAGCGGCACAGUCGACGAGCUGCCGCGCCUGCUGGCUGUGGCGCCGGCACAUCGUCGGCGCGGACCGGAUCCGACACGCCCGAGCGACAAGAAUGCUCGCAUCAAGGUCGCGAGUAGCUCGCUGCUGCUGCUCUCGACUGCGGGCGCUGACGGACGCGAGAUCUACGUCAACACGCUUGAGUCGCCGAGCCAGAAGCAUGGCGCCGCGCGCUUCGUGCCCUCGUCCGGGCCCGCCCUCACCGCCGCGGCGCCCAUUCUCUCGCUCUCCAUCGCGCCGCCGCUGCCAGAGCCGAGCUACGAGAUGACGCACUCAGGGCCCUGGCUGAGCGUGCUGACGCGGCUCGGCGUGCGUGUCUACUCCAUCGCACGCGCCACGCGCGCCGAGCGGAGAGAGGGCUACCCAAAGUUCUACCUGCGCCCGAUUCACAUCUUUGAGACGCAGUCGGCGCUGACGCAGCAGAAGGGCCUGUACCCCGUCGAACGCCUCGAAGAGCCAAUCGUGCACUGGUGCUGGCAUCCUACGCGCCGAGAUCGGGCACUGGCGGUCGAUGCUACUGGCCGUGUUUGGCGCUGGGAAGCGAGCCUCUUUCAGCGAAGCCGCAUCCAGCAUGGCGCGCUCUACCUCUCCUUCGACCGCCUGCCGUUCAUCUCUUCAUCGCCCAAGAGCGAGUGGUGGCGCGUAGCCUGGCAAGAAGACGGCGCCGGAGCGAUUCUCAUCACGCGCAGCAGCAUCCAGCUGAUCGACUGGGAGACGAUGGACUCUCGCCUUCUCUUCCAGCCGAGCACCAUUCCGCGCUCGCUGCGGACCGAGGAGAUCACCUCUGUGCGGACCGUUCCAAACAGCCACUGGCUGUGGGUAGCGACGACGAGCAGCGUGCGGCUCUUCGACCUGUCGCAUCUCGGCACGCCGCGCAUCUCGUGGCUGCAUCAUCGCGGCGAAGAUCUGAGCCUGUCGCUCUCCCUCGUGCCCGCUGGCUCUGCCGAGGAGGGCGUGCUGCGGGUCGUGCUGGCAUCGCAACGAGGCCGCCUGCUUCAGCUCUACGAGGCGCGCAGCUGCGCCGAUGGCUCGGCAUUGAUCAGCGGAUGUAGCUCCGCCCUGGCUCUGCCCUCUGCUUUGCCGGCUUCCUCGGCCGUCUCAGCUUCUGUGCCGCGCUUCGUCGACUUCACUGCGUAUCCGCGUAGCGAAGAAUGGAGCGCGUUCGUCGACGAGGCGUCGCGCAUCGGCAUGCUCGAGAUGGAGUCGUCGGGCGCCGUCUGGCUCAGCGCACUUGCGUUUGAAGGGCCCGCAGCAGCGGAAGAGCAGGCUGCUCUGCGCGACUUGCCUCUCGAAGUCACAGAUCCUGUGCUGCUUCGGCGCAUCGAGCAAGAGGCUGCGCCAGCCCAUGUGGCGCCGCCGUCGAGCGGCUAUGACCUGAGCGAGGCCUACAAAGUGUUCAUGUCGUCCGCUCUCGAUCGCGUCACGUAUGGCGAUGCGCUGCAGCACGCCUUUGAGCAGUUUGACAUUGCCUCCACGCUGCUGCAGCGUCUGGACUCGCCCUAUGACUCGUUCCUGACUGCUCACGAUCUGCUGGCGCUUGCGCGGCGCACCUCGGAGCACGAGACCCGGCUCGCAGCCUCGCUCAACACCAGCCUGCCGUCUGCGACGCUGCUGCACCUCGCCGGUUCAGCACUCACGUCGAGGCUUGAGGGCGUCAUGCGCUCACUCUCGCUCGACGCCUACGCCAGCCCGCAGAUGUCGCUGCACGUCGCCUCGUCGUUCUGCACCGAGCUCUUCGACGUGCUCACGGACAACGUGGAGCCUCGCCGACCGCGCCGCUUAGGCGCCGACUAUGGCGCCUUGACGAUGCCGUGGAUUCAAGCAGCGGACCUGCUCGCCGAGCGCUGGAAGCCGCUGGUCGGCUCGCGAGCUCACGACGCGAACCUGGUCGCGGCGCGAGAAGUGACGCUGGACAUCUGGCUGGCCGGCCAGGUCGGUGCCAUGCGGCCGGUGCUGGUGCAGAAGCCGCCGCCGCCUCUUCCUGUGCCCGAGCCUGCGCCGCAAGAGGCCGACGAGGACAGAGAAGCGUCGCCGCCUACCGAUGGGCCUGUGAUCAUCGACGAGGACACGGAGGAGCCGCAGGGCAUCAAGUUGCCCACUCCUCCUCCGCCAGUGAUGUUCUCCUUCUUGACGCCGCGCGCCUCUGCGUCUCGGCGCUCCGGCGGCGGACGCACAACGACGGCCGCGGCACGCCUGCUGCUGGCGGAGUGGGACGUCGGCACGGCGCCGUCGGCCUACGUGCCCGUCAAUCCUUACUUGCUGAUCGACGAUGGCGCCUCGUCGAGCGGCUGGGACUCGGCCUCGAGCGCCGGCACGGCCUCGACUCGCGGUCGCAGCACGCAGAGCCAGAGCCAAAGCCGAGGCACUCGCACGCCCACCUACACCCGCACGCCGAGCAUCGGCCCCUACACGCCCAGCCGCAGCGACUUUGCCGGCGCGCCCCCGAGCAUCGCCACGGCCGGCACGCCCUCGCAGCGCGUGCCGUGGUCGCAGCCGCAUCUGCAGAUGCACCAGUCGCAGCUCUCGCAGCUGCACCAGGCGCACUCGGCCUCGCGCGAGACGUCGCAGAUGGACUCGUCGAUCCGUGCCAGCAGCGGCAGCACACAGCCGCAGCCGCCGCAGCCGCAGACGCAGACGCAGGGCACGGGCAACGCUGCCCAGUCGCAGCUCGUCGCCGGCGCACAUGCGCAGCGCCGCCCAAAGAAGAAGCCUCGUCGAGUCGGCGGCUUCUGA
Tilletiopsis washingtonensis is the source of this 3174-nucleotide messenger RNA. RefSeq lists its product as hypothetical. The transcript is spliced from 5 exons. NCBI's taxonomy places the organism in Eukaryota, Fungi, Basidiomycota, Exobasidiomycetes, Entylomatales. The coding region runs from base 1 to 3174 and encodes 1057 amino acids. Gene Ontology annotation, molecular function: protein binding. The record is from RefSeq and is a predicted model, not a curated record.